Trichomycterus rosablanca is the source of this 1468-nucleotide messenger RNA. RefSeq names its product chromosome 8 C15orf40 homolog (gene c8h15orf40). Lineage: Eukaryota; Metazoa; Chordata; Actinopteri; Siluriformes; Trichomycteridae. The record is from RefSeq and is a predicted model, not a curated record. Gene Ontology annotation, cellular component: cytoplasm. The transcript has 5 exons. The coding region runs from base 78 to 554 and encodes 158 amino acids.
UGGUUGUUUGCGUCGCUGUGUGGAAGCGACUGAAGUUUUGUAACUUAUUGCUUUUAUAUGUUAUUAAUGUGGACCUCAUGUACUGCACAAAGGGGGGCCUUGGUUUUACCACAUUAGCGCUGUUUACAGUGAAUGGAAAUAAGAGUAGACUUUGUAAACAGCUCUCUGCUUCAGUAAAAUCUACCACCAAUAUGCCUAAAAAAGACAAACCGAGCAAAAUCACUCAGAAGAAGCAGCCUGAAACACCAACCGGCCCAGUUUCCACCCUUAAAGAUGGCGCGAUUGCUAUAGCAAUACAUGCCAAGCCUGGAGCAAAGCAAAAUGCCAUUACAGAUGUAAGUUCAGAGGCAGUAGGGGUUGCUAUUGCUGCACCACCCACAGAUGGAGAGGCCAAUGCAGAACUAGUACGCUACCUGAGCAAAGUACUAGAGCUGAAGAAGAGUGAAAUAACACUGGAUAAGGGCAGUAAAUCCAGAGAAAAAGUUAUUAAAGUCACAGCACCAAUUAGUGAAGUGGAAGUUUUGGAGAGACUGAAUCGAGAGGCCGCUGAUUGAGCUUGCUGAACAAUAAAGUGAGAACUGCUUUUACAGCAUUAAUGCACUGUUCAAUUUCUGGAAAGAAACAACAUACUCCUCACAUUGUGCUCUAAUGAGACAUUUUAAGGAUUUUAAAAUCCUGUCUAAAAAGAGGGCUUCUCUUCUCUGAUCACAUCAGUGCAAAACAGACAUCCAGCACAAGAUUUCAACUGUUUUUGGAAGUAUUUCAUUUAAGUCAUGUCUAAAAUGUGUUAUAUAUGUAAAUAAUGCAAACUGCUCAAAUGUAGUAAUUAGGUACUGUUGCAUACCUGUCAGAAUAAUUUAAUGACAAUGAUGUGACACUUAGCUCACAUCAAAAAAAUAAAAUCAGCAAAUGAAUAGAAAUGUUUGCAACAAAAUGCCCUAUUUAUUUAUCUUUUCUGCAAAGGAUUUGUCAAAAUUUUGGCUUUUUUUUUUAAAUAUGCCAUUAUCAAGUAGCUAUGUCAGAUUAACUUUGAGGACAUUUUUAUUUCUGUAAUUAAACAUGGACAUUGUGGAACAUCUGUUUUUUCCACUUUAAGGGUUUUGCAGUUUCUUCUGGUGUUCAUGUGUUUUUUUUUACCCUCUGUCUUAACUGUAUCUCCCAAAAACAUGCAAACAGUGGACUGGCAUUUCUGAAUUUCCUUUGUGUAGGUGAGGUGUGUAUGUGUAAGUGCUAUGAAGGAUUGGUACACUGUCCAGGGUCUUGAGUGCUUGAGUGAGUCAAAGGCAACUGGACUUCCUUGAGGUUCUCGAAGAUGUUUCACCUCUCAUCCGAAAGGUUAAGCCUCAAGACUACUAUAACCUGGUUGACUGAGAACCUAAACAGACCCAGGGUGUCUUUGUACUUUUUGUUACCUUUUGUCAUCUGUGUUCUAUUGCAAGGUAAUAAAUUAGUUUGAUCCUCAACAUAA